Brienomyrus brachyistius is the source of this 1444-nucleotide messenger RNA. RefSeq names its product protein THEM6-like. The record is from RefSeq and is a predicted model, not a curated record. The transcript is spliced from 3 exons. Lineage: Eukaryota; Metazoa; Chordata; Actinopteri; Osteoglossiformes; Mormyridae. Bases 135 to 740 code for a protein of 201 amino acids.
GUAGCGGUCAAUACACAUUCCGCGUCAGUAGGUGGUGCUACAGAGACUCACCGGCGUCGGGAUAUUAGGAUGAUGUGCCGAAGAAGGAGGCUUGCGGCAACCGGACCGGCAGACGGGAUCAAAGGAGCGUAUCAAUGCUGCUGUGGGUGCUGUCCGGACUCCUGCUGCUCUUCUGCAGCCUGGAUGUCUGGUACUUCCUCCGGGGGGCUGUAACGGUGCUUCGCGCCUGGCUCCAAGGUCCCGUCUGGGACAUCCUGGCCGAGCAGAGUGUUCGGAGCCGGGUGCUUCUCCAGGAUGUCGACUUCAUGGGCCACAUGAACAACGGCAGGUACCUGCGGGAGUGUGACUUUGCCCGGUUUGCCCACUACACGCGGAACGGCCUCAUGAAGGGCACGCGGGCGCUGGGGGCCAACAUGGUAGUGGGGGCCUCCACCAUCCGCUACCGGCGCUCCCUGAGACUGGGGGAGGCUUUCGAGCUGCGCAGCCGCAUUGUGAGCUGGGACGACAAGGCCUUCUUUGUGGAGCAGCGGUUCGUCUCCUGCGCAGACGGCUUCGUCGCCGCAGUCAUGUUCUGUAGGCAGAACGUCCUGCGCAGCAGCCCAGACAAGGUCCUGCAGUUCCUGUGCAAGAGGAAGGUGGAGUGUCCAGAGGUCCCAGAAGACCUGCAGCACUGGAUCAACUACAUCAAAGCCAGCAGCGAGGUCCUGAGAGUGGAGAACGACCAGGAAAAGAGCAAAUGAAGGGAGACAGGCUGGGGGAUGUGUCUGCCUAAUAUUUACUGUAGCUAAACACACCCAUGACCAGAAUCUGUUAUUACUCAUCUGGAAGUUUGAGGCAGAGUCAAGAAACCAUAGCUAAAGAAGAAAAAAUACAUUAAAAAGAGAAAAUAUCACAACAGCUCCAUAAUGCACUGCAUGAUGAAGAAAUCAGCUCUAAUACUGCAUGUCCAGGUGGGGGUUAAUUGAUUUUUCUAAUAAGAUGAACCCAAGUACUGCAGAGCCACCAAUGUCCGUUUGAUAUAAACGCAUAUCUGUCCGUAAGGUGCUACAGAUUUGUGACCCUGCUUAACGUUCAGCUGUAGCUACACAGAUUUAUUUUUAGAAGCCGAAGUUGGACUGUAAGUGUGAUGCCAAAGAAUUACCCACAAAACACUCUGCCAGCGGUACUGUACUGAAUGGUUGAGGGACCACUGGCUGGGGGGGAAACUGGACCCGUUUUGUACGCACUGAACCCAGAAAAAGCGCUACAUUGCGUCUGAGUAUUAUUCUAAACAAAUGGAUAUUAAAUUAAGGAGUAAAGGGAAAAUUCUUAUGUUUAUGUACUGUCAAUAACCCUGCAAGUUGAUUCUUUGAAUGCGGAGGGUCUGUUCAAUGCAUAUAUUUGUAUUUUAAUUUGAGCGCACAUUUGAAGACCAUCGAAUGAAUUGUGUGUUAUUUAAAGCUUA